AUGGCUUUGCAAAGGGGUUAUGUGUGUGGUGGUAGCAGAAAACGAAGGGCCAUAGAGGGUGAUAACUGCAGUCAAUGGUCGGAACUCCCUGCUGUUCUACUUGAGUUGAUCUUGAAUCGAUUGGGGGCGAUAGAAUUCUUAAUAUUUGCUUGUGUUUGUAAGCCAUGGAGAGCAGUUGCAAUUGCACUCAAGCAAGAGUUCAUGGCAUCCCAUGGCCCACUUGUUUUUCUCAUGCCAACAAAAGCUAGGAAGUAUUGCUACUUCUACAACAUCUUUGAUGAUAGACUUUACAGGACAGCACUGCCUCACCUUGCGGGGAAUAAAUGUUUGGGAUUCACUUGCGGUUACUUGGUUCUUGGAAACUCAGAAAUGAAAAAGAAGGAAGCAGAUAUAUGGCUCGUGAAUCCUUUCACAAGGCAUGAACUCCAUUUUCCUAGGCCACCUAAACCUUAUGCUCACGUCAUUCUGGCUUCUUUGGCCAAGUCUGACUCAGAAUCGAUUCUUGUAGCCUUCUCCAGGUUGCAGCACCCUUUCUUACAGUUUUGUGGAUCUGGAGAUUUCAAUUGGACUGUCCUGGAAUAUGCCGUGGAUCAUUGGAUGAUCACAGAUGUUGCUGUCUUCAAGGGCAAGAUCUAUGUCUUGACUAGUCAUGGAGAAGUUGGGACUUUAAAUUUGAGCUCUAGUCCGAAAGUGGCAUUGCUGCAUGUCAAACAUGCACAAGUUAAAGACUUUGAGAGGAUGGAAUGGGAAAUGGUGAAGCUAGAGGGUCAAAUGCUGUUCUUGGGUGACAUGAAGUGUUGCGGCUUAAGCUUCCCAACCCCAUCCGGGGAAUGGUGUCGUCAGCACUUCAAUACGGUAUGCCACUUAGAGGAACAGGCAUUUUAG
This is a messenger RNA of Theobroma umbraticum, 885 nucleotides long. RefSeq names its product F-box family protein. NCBI's taxonomy places the organism in Eukaryota, Viridiplantae, Streptophyta, Magnoliopsida, Malvales, Malvaceae. Gene Ontology annotation, molecular function: protein binding. The record is from RefSeq and is a predicted model, not a curated record.